Messenger RNA from Paramecium octaurelia, 683 nucleotides. NCBI's taxonomy places the organism in Eukaryota, Ciliophora, Oligohymenophorea, Peniculida, Parameciidae. The record is from the annotation of a GenBank genome assembly.
UUUAUAUAAAAUAUCAAUGCAAACAUAAAAGAUAGUUAUGGACCCAUUUUGUUAUCGAUAGUUUGAAAAGUAUGCUAGCUAACAAAUUAUUUAUGACAGAGAUAAAUUUAUUGAACAGGUAAAUGAAUAAUACAGGGUUGAAGAAUUAAGGGAUGGGUAGAUAAAAUAGUUUAUUUUAGUUAUGCUCCAUUUUGUAAACAUUUGUUUCUUGAAAAUUUUACAGAGACACCAAACUAUACAUUAGAAAUAAAAAAAGAAAAUGAGCAUUUAAUUAGGACAGCAUAUAAAGCAAGAAAUGAAAAUGAAGUAUCGAUUAUUAUUGAAAUGAUAAGUUGCCUUUUUUAGCAAGGUUUAUCCCAAUAGAGUCUAUUCAAUUGCAAAAAGCAAAAUAUUUAGACAUAAUCCUCUACUCAAAAGAAUAUUUCACUUCAAGAAAUUAAUAACGAGGACUCGAGGAUAUUAAUGGAGCAAUUGAUUAUGAUUAUGGCAUCAUAGGUAUAAAACCACAAGAUGGAACAGACUAAACACCAAUGCCGCCAAUGACAUGUGUGAGAAACGCCUUAGGACAAAAGUUUGGAGGAUCAGGAUUUGAGCUGAACAAAGAAGAGUAUUUAAAUUGUGUAGAAUAUUGGUCGAAACAUAUAUAUGCUGAACAUUUAUGUUCCCCCCUAUUUUGAAAAAAU